AUGAGUGAGGAAACAAAAGAACAUAUUACAACACUUAUAAACAUCCUCACACUUCAUUUUCCGGAAGAAAGACCCGAACCUUUUGAUGAAUUCACGCUAAUGUUGUCAGCAAUUAAUUUCCCAAAUUUUAGUUUUCAAUCACUAUCACAAUUCAGUCAAAAUCCUCAACGAGCAACGACAUUUAGAGAAAUCUUUUCAGGAUAUAAUUGGUAUUUUCCAUUAAUGCCAUUACUUCUUCAAUUAAUGACAAAUUCACCAGAUUAUGAAAGCAAUUUAAUUGAGUACUGCACUUAUUUCACUUUAUGCUCAUAUAUUACAUGGCGUUUGUAUGUUGAAUAUACUAAUAAUUUUGAGCAAUUACCUUAUAUUUUAGAUGCUUUAGCAUAUUGCUCCGAAACAUCUAACUCAAAGCUUGUCAUUCAAGCGUACAUUCAUUCAAUGCAAUUAUAUCUUGGUAGUACAGCUCCUUUCGAUUUUAGUUUUAUUUUUCCUUCAAUGUGUGAAUUAUAUACGAAUCAUAAGAAAGAAUUUGCACAGAUACAAUCUCUUUUUGCUCCCAUAUUAAAGGUUUUCUUACCACAGCAAGAUUCGCCGAUUCCGAAAGAUGCCGCUGUUUUUCUUGAAUUUAUUUCACAAGUAAUACAAGAAAACCCAGAUUUAAUAAAUGUAGAAACCGCCAGUAAUAUCAUAGAGCGAAUUUUCUAUCAUGUUUCGACUUUAGAACCAAUUGCUUUAAAUACCUUUUCAGUUUUAUCAUCACGAGCUAAAAAAGAGUCAGUACUACCUUUAUUAGCGUUAUUCCCUACUUCUCUUGUUGAUUUAAUACGAAAUAACUACAAUUCAUUAGCAAAAUUUCCUACUGAGACAACAACUCUUUCUUUUCCAACAGUCAACCCCAAUUCAUCACUCUCAUUCCAUUUCGUAACGAAACCUACCUUCAAAUCCCAAAUGAAACCAAGUUUAAUUUAUACUUUUGAUUUCGAACGAGAAAUCGGCAAAUUACUACCACAAAACCUCAAGAACAUCAUUGAUGACAUUGCAAUUGCCAUCAUUUCCAUACCAGGAGCCCAAGAAUCCUCUAUGAAUUGCUUCAUUUCAAUAAUGCAAGACAAAAACAGCCCUCCAACGCUUGAAUUCCUCGCUGCAUCGAUUUAUCUUGCAUCAAUAAUCAAUGUGGACCAGGAACAUACUGAUAAAUUCAUUAAAGGAAUCAUGUUAUCUCCAUUAUUUAAUCCAAAGUACUCCGCGUUCGACGGAAAGGAUGAUUUCAUGGGAAUAUCACAACUGAGAGGUGAACUGAUCACUGUAAUUGCUCAUAGAGCCUUCACAGGACUCGUAAAAUUAUUUGAUAUCGCAAUUGAGCAGCCGAUCAUCUUUUCAGAGAUAUUCUUUAGAAUUAUGUCCAUUUUCAAUAUGAUACCACCAGAAAUUUUGAAAAAUAAGCUGUUAAUUCGUUCAAUUACGAAUGCUUCAGUUGUUUUCUCAAAAUUACACGCACAAGUUAAAGGAGAUACAGAAAGAGAGAUAAUAGAAGCCACAAGAUGUGCUCUAUUUGAUUUUAUUUCCCAAUCUCUCGCAAUUCCUUUAGUUUAUUCAGAAUGGUACUCAAAUUCCGGGUUUAUCAACUUUUUCAUAGCAUCUAUGUUUGAAGACCCAGUCAGACCAUUCGUUAUUGAGAACUUAAGGAAGUACAUUGCUUCUCAAAACGAUGAUUUUUCAAGUCCUUUGAUUUCAUCGUUUAUUUCGACAAUAGAAAUAUUAUUACUCCAUUUCCCUGAUGAACCACAUGUUAAUUUGGCUCUUCAGUUGCUUGGAAUGACAAAUAAUAUGAUAUCUCAAAAAAAUGAACUCGCCCAAGUCUUUUCGGACAUUAUUAAUUCAAUUCUACAGGCACUAAGUAGUUUGGCACCCGAUAAAGAUAGUUCUUACAUGUUUUUCAUUGAAUCAUUAAAAUUUGUUCAUUACGAACACGACGUAGCCCCUCUUUCUCCACAGAACAAUGCAGCCCUGGAGCAAACAACCCUGAGACUCCGUAAUACUCAGUAUAUUGACCAAAUUAAAUCUUUAUUAGUCCAAAUCUUAACGAGCGAUAAGGACAAAAACCGCAUAUCCAACAUCAAUGUGUACAGAGCUCUCUAUAUGGACUGCAAAGUCAACGGAACAAUUAGUGAUUGGAUACAAUAUACAGAUAUCAUAGCUUCCAACUCAUUCCAGAACAUAAUCGCAUUGCACAAUGGAGAGAUUGACUCAUUCUUCUUAAGUAUUAUUCAACAAGCUAAUUGGGAUAAAGAAGAAAAUCCAAAUAUCAUAAAUUUACUGAAAAUUUUGGGCAAAAUCUUCAAAAUUGUUUCAUCACCUAACUCAGUGAAGUCAUUUAUUAACCUAUUACUCCCUUCCAAGAACAAUUUUCUCUCAAUUUAUUAUCCGAUCUACUUAAACUUGCUUUCAGAGAUCAUUACUACGGCCAAUAACCAGCCCAGGAGAUAUCUGAAUUUCCCAUCUAAGUCAUAUCUCUUAGAAUUCAACUCAAUUCCAUUCCAAGUAUUCGAAUCAGGUUGUUUGAUCAAUUUUACAUUGUUUAUAGAGCCAUUCGAAUGUGAUGAGUAUUCUAUGAUAUUAAUAUUAGCAGAUGAAACUCCAAUUAUCGAUGUUUCAGUAAGGAACCGAAAACUUAUCGUUAAAAGUGGUCAGUUCACCUUAAUAAAUAAUGCCGAAAUAAUAACAGGUGAACUAAACACUUUCACACUGAAAAUAGACUCAAGUGAAGUGAAAAUGACGAUAAACGGUUUAGAAUCAUCGAGAAACACGCAUUCUUUGGAUUUCUCAUUGUAUGGAAGUUUUUCAAUGUGUGUCGGAAAAGUUGUAUCAACAAAACAGUAUCCUUUAGUUUAUUUGACAAGUUUUUCAACAACGGAUUGCCAAGGAAAACAAAUUUUCGCUGUAAACUUCGAUGACGAAUCAAGAGCAAUGAUUCCUCAAAUUUUACAAAACGUGACAGGUGAAGUGAAGUUAAUUUGUAACACAGUUUACGAACACACGAUUAAUUUUUACGAUGUUUUAGUGAAAAUGUUUGAUAUUCCUUGUCUUCUGUUUUUGUUCAAAUCCGUCAAUAUGUCAAAUAUAAACGGUCAAAAAUUUGACAAUUUGGCGGUUAUGGUUACAAAAUUGUUCACUUCACUUUUGAAGUCAUUCGACCAAAUACAACAAUCAUUUAUAGAAAACAGAGUUUCUGGAAUAUUUUCUUAUCUUUUGUCACUUUUUGACAGAAAAUAUUUGACAUAUGAUUUGUACAAAGAGUUUAUUGAGAUGACUAACAAUGUAACGAACACUAAACUCUUGUCAAACCUCCAGAAAAACGUUUUGUUGGAUCUGACAAUUUGGUCGAAGUCAGAAUCACAAGUUUUGUACCAAAUUUCUGAGAAUUGGCUGAAUAAUUACACUGAUGAUGUAAUUAAGUCAAUUUUAUUACCGGUCAAUUCACUUCUUAUCAUUCUUCUUGAACAGAGUUCAAUAAAAAGUGAAAUGUCAGAAAAAACCGUCAAAAACAUCACAAAACUAAUUCUUACAAUAUCUAAAAAGAAUUUUGAUUCGCAAAGUUUUCUUUUGGUCAUUGGCCAAAUCAUAACAACAAAUGAACCAUUCAAGAUCAAAAUUCUUUUAAAGAUAUUGAAAGAAAUAAUCAUGGAAAUGGAAAAUUGUCAAAUUUUACAACAAAUUGGUCACUUCAUUUCCAUGUUACAUAUGUUGAUGAGAUAUUCAGAUACAGAGAUAUUUAUUUCUCUUUUAGACAUAAUUAUUCUGUUGCACAAAAAAGAAAUUGUCAAUCAAAUUUCCAUGGAUCAACAUUCGAGUAUUUUAAUGAGAGAAUUCGAUUCUAAUUUGAUUACAAAACAAACUGCUGAUUGUUUGAUGGAUAUAAAAUGUCCGGAAUUAACUCCAAUGUUGGAAAUGAUUUUGAUCAAUCUAAAAUCAAAAAUAAAUUUGGAUGAAUACGUCCAAAAAAUCGAUUUCUCUUCUCAUGUCAAUUUUUUGGCAAAAGACGUUUUAUGGGUGUGUAUCAUUUUCGGUUAUUGCGGUUAUGAUAGUAAGAAAUAUUUAUCCAAUGCAUUGUUUACUCAGAGACCAGUUAUAUUCAGAGUAACAUGUUCUAUUAUGCAAAUAACAGCUUUGAUUUUGAAUUUGAAAAUUUCUGAUUUGUUGAUUCCGUUUGUUAAUUUUGUUUUGGACGAAAUAGAACAGAAUCCAUCAAAAUACAAUCAGGAAAUAAUAGGAAAGGUCGUAACAACUAUUUUUGAUGACCUUUUGUUCAGAACUUUUGAUGAACAUUUCAAGAAUUUAGAAUGUCACUUUUCUAAUUCAAUUUUUUCAUCAAAUUUACAAAAAAAGGAAGAAAAGAAGAAAGAAGAGAAUCCAAUAACUAUUAAUACUAUUUUUGGUGAUAUCAAGAAUAUAUCAAACCAAAUGAUUUCUCCUGUAUUUAGUCCAAGAGUUGUAGAAGGAGUUUGGACAGAUUUUCCAACUGCAAUUCGUGCUUUGUAUUUACACGAAAAGUGUUUUGAUAUUAAUCUGUUGAAUUAUGAUGUAAUUUUGACUUCUUUCGCUUUGAGAACUGAUCCAACGAAAGUUAUGUCUCAUAUUAAGUUUUUGAUGUCAAAUCCAUCAUUUUUCAAAGGAAAUCCAGUUUCUUUGAAUUAUUUAUCGAUGAAAGCAUUCGAAUUAAAUGUUUCCAUCAAUGGUUUGCCUCCUCCAGACAGAUACAACUGUUUUACAAGUCUUUCUGAAGUUGCAACUCAGAUUCCACUUGAUAAUCUGCCGAAACAAGUUGUAACAAAGAUGCAGAGUUUGUGGGAAACAAGUUGCAAUGUCGCAAGAAAGUUUUUGAACAUGACAAACGCUUCUUCUGCUGAAGGUGCUUUGCAAAGCAUUGACAACUUCAACAGUAUGACAAGAAAUAGAAGGAAACACUGUGAGGAGUUGUGGAAUCACUUGUAUCAUGAAAUGACAGAACAAAAAGGAUAUUGGAGCCAAUUAAAGAAAAAUCAUAACUAA
This is a messenger RNA of Trichomonas vaginalis G3, 5049 nucleotides long. RefSeq names its product platelet formation protein family. NCBI's taxonomy places the organism in Eukaryota, Parabasalia, Trichomonadida, Trichomonadidae. The record is from RefSeq and is a predicted model, not a curated record. The transcript has a single exon. Bases 1 to 5049 code for a protein of 1682 amino acids.